Messenger RNA from Leptosomus discolor (cuckoo roller), 997 nucleotides. The record is from RefSeq and is a predicted model, not a curated record. Lineage: Eukaryota; Metazoa; Chordata; Aves; Leptosomiformes; Leptosomidae.
AUGCAUUCGAGCCACACCGAUGACCCCAAGGAAGCCAUACAGCUGAUCAAGAAGCAACUGGUGAAUGCCAUCAAGGCAUUGCAGAAGCAGUACGUGACCUCGGAUGCCGUCGUGACCAGCGACGAUGGGAACGCGAACACGCUCUGCAGCGCCCUGGAGGCUGUCUUUGUGCACGGGCUGAAGGCGAAGCAUAUAAAGGCAGAGAGUGGGGGGAAAGGCAAGAAAGCAGGGGGUCGGGGACCACUUCCCCAGCCGGUCUUCUGGGGCCUGCUGAAGAGCAUCACCCAUCGAAAUGUUGUCUCAGAGCUGGAACAGCUCAUCUUUAUCAAUACUAAUCCAGCCGUCGGCCGCUGCCGAGCCUGGCUGAGGCUGGCUUUGAACGAUGGCCUCGUGGAGUGUUACUUGAAGCUGCUGCUGCGGGAGAGGUCCCGGCUGCCCGAGUACUACCAGACAUCUGCUCUGCUCUUAGAUGCCGAAGAGUGCGAGUUUCUCCUUAGCUACUUGCAGGGCUUAUCGUCCUUAACCUUCGAGCUCUCCUAUAAAUCAGCAGUUUUGAACGAGUGGACUAUCACCCCUCUGUCCCUGUCGGGUCUGUGUCCUGUUUCGGAGCUGCUGGAGCCCCUCGCGUCCUCGACAUCCGAACCCCGCAGGAAAGCGUCGCUGGGUUCGAUCUCCCAGUCGUCGGGAUCGGAUGAGAUCGAGAUUCAACCCUCCGUCCUCCCCAUCGGCAAAGCCAGCAGCAAAAUCAAGCUCACGUUGUCCUCGUUGAGCCUCAACACCACGAGCUCGUCCCAGCUCUCCUCCAGCCUGGGCUCCGACAGCGUCCUCCCGGCUCACUGCGCCCGCAGCCCUGAGCGGAGCGAGGAGCCGCUCUCCUGUGACUCCGACCUGGGGACGGCCACCGCUGAGGACCUGGAUAGGUCGCUGCAAGAGGUGUUGUCCGAGUUCAGCAAAGCCAAGCCAAGCCUGGAAGCCCCGGAGGGACAGCUGGUCCCCA